AUCAUAAUUGACAAUCAUUAGAUCGGACACGUGACGUGCACGCUAUAUCGUAGACGAAAAUUUUCUCGUCAAACUUCAUUCCAAUCACUGAAAAAUGGCGCUUUUCUGUGGAGCGUAAAGCUCGUCCAUGCUGAUUCCGACAACAAAACCUGGUAAUGAUACCUUAGUCCACAUAGCUUUGGUCGCUGUAAUAAUAAUAAUUUAAAUACGCACACCAAGAUGUCUCGUCCAAAGCACUAUGAGCCUGGAGACAAGGUUUUUGCCAAGAUGAAAGGAUGGCCCUUUUGGCCAGCAAGGGUUGAUGAUGUACCAGAAGGUGGUGUCAAGCCACCACCAAACAAAUAUCCAAUAUUCUUUUUUGGCACACAUGAAAGUGCUUUCAUGGGAUUUAAGGACCUGUAUCCAUACAAGGAAUUUAAAGAGAAGUUUGGCAAACCCCACAAACGCUUUGAAGCAUUCAACAUUGGCCUAUGGGAAAUAGAAAACAACCCCCAUGUCAAGUUCCAUGGAUUACAUCCUGGAUCUUCUACUGAUGAUGAGGCAGCUGAUGGAGCAGUCAAGACAGAAGGAGAUGAGAUAGAUAUGGAGGAGGAAGAGGAUGAUUCUGAUGGUGGUUUGGUUGUAGAUGAAGGAGCAAAGAAAUCAAAACCAAAGGAGAAGAAACAGUCUCAACCAAGAAAAAGAAAAGCAAGUGGAGAAACUAAAAAGGCCAAACCAAAGAAAUCUCGCAGAUCAUCAGGCAGUGUGAAAGCUCAACCUGUAACAGAUGUUGAAAUAGAUGAAACUGAUUAUGAUGCUACACCAUCAGAAAAUGACAGCAGUGGGGAGGAAUUUUCACCUAAACAAAAGAAGGGUCGGAAGUCAGAAGGUAAAGGUAGCAUGAUGUCAAAAUCUCAAGUGGACUCUGAAGAUGAUGAUGAUGAGGAGGAGGAGGAAGUCAAAUCAGACAAAGACUCGAAUGAAGAGGAUGAUGAUUUUGAGAAGACUAAGAAGAGCAAAAAGAAAACACCUGCCAAGAAACAAACUCCAAAAGAGAAGAAACCCAGAGCAACUCCCAAAUCAAGUGCCAAAAAGAAGCCACCUCCUAAGCCAGCAUUAGAUUCAUUAAGUGAUACAUUGUCAAGUGACAGUGAACCAGACUUCCAUUCAUCCUGGAAGAAAAAAGAUGAAGAGAAAAAAAGGAAGAUUGAAGAAAUGAAGAAAAAGCAAGAACAAGAACAGCUAAAACAGAUGAGAGAAAGAGAACGUUUAGAUGAACAGAAAGAAAAACUUGAGAAGGCCAAAAAGAAGGAAGAGAAAAAGAAGAGAAAGUCUUCUGAGAGUGAAGAAAAAUUGAAGGCUGCAAAAGAAGAAUUGAUAGAAGAGGUGAAAAAAGAACCACAGUCAAGUGACGAUGAAAUCCAGAAAGAAAUAGCACCAAAGAAAAAAGAAAAGGGUGAAGGAAAUUUAAAACAAAAGAUUGAAUCCGAAGAGGAGGAAGAAGAAGAGGACCAAAACAAAGAUCAACAGAAUGAAGGUGAUGAUGAUAAGGAUGAAGAUUCAAAAGCUGACAGAAUGAAGCGAAAAGAAGAGAAGGAAAAGGAAAAAGAGCGGAAACGUUUGGAAAAAGAGAAGAGGAAACAGGAGGAAAAGGAAAAGAAGAAAGAAGAAAAGUUAAAGAAGAAACAAGAUGAAAAGAGAAGAGAAUUGGAGAUGAAGAAGAAGCGGGAAGAAGCUAAAAAGAAAGAAGAGGAGAGAAAGAAAGCUGAAGCCAAAAGGAAACAAGAAGAAAUGAAAAGAAAACAAGAAGAGAAGAGGAAAAAAGAAUUAGCUGCCUUCAAGGCAAAGGAACUUGAACGGAAGAAAGUAAAAGAAGGAUUUUUGAAAGACAAGUAUAAAGAAACCGAAGAAAAAAUUGAAACUUACCAUGUGAGCCUCAAGCAGUCACUUGCACUCGAUAAUCCAGAGCCAGCACGUAGCUUGCAGAUUAUGGCAAACAUCGACCAGAUAGUUGAUCGCUUGACACCUAGUCUUCUAAAAAAACAUGUUGACUUUGUGCAGACAAUAAAAAAGGUGCGUAAGUACAAGUCUAGUGAUGCAGUUCGCAAGAAGGCAGAAUAUCUCUAUAACAAGCUUAAACUAGUGUUUCUCAUGCAAGAUUCUGAGAGUGCGGCACAGCUUAAGAAAGAAAUGGAGAAUGAAUCAAAGAAGGCUUCUCAAACACCUAAAUCAGAUGAUAAAGAAAACAGACUUAGUGAGCCUGUGACUGAUAUGAAAACAGAUGAGAAAGAUAUGGUGAAUGAAAGCAAAGCAGAGCAAGCCAAGGAAAAUGGUGAUAUGGACACUAGUGAAGUUACAACAGAAAAAUCAGAACAGCAUGUCAUACAAACAGAUGAAGUCGAUAAAGAAUUGGCUCAAAAUGAAUCUGCUAACUCUACUGAAAUUGAUGGAAAGGAUGAAUAUGUUGACAUUGUACCGACUGAAGUAUCACCUAAUCCUGGAGAUGAUGUUUCAGAGCAGAAAGAGACUGACCAAGAACCAGCUGUGAAUGAAGAAUCCCAUGUAGAAAGUGUAGAUAACAAGGAGGAAACACAAGAACAAGAGCAAAGUCGAGAGGAGGAGGAGGAUAAAGAGAAAAGAAAGUCAAGUGAAUCACCAGAAAGUGCAUUUGGACGUGAUAUUUUUUCAGGAUCUAGUUUGGCAAGGGAUUUGUUGAAGCGGGCAGCAGAGGAAGGAUUAGUGAAUUUGGAUGGAGAAAAAUCAGAUGAAGUGGAGCAGGUUGAGGCUGAAGAGAAAGAGGAAGGUGAGAUAGAUGAUGAUGAUGAUGAUGAUGAUGAUGAUGAUGAUGAUGAUGAAGAUGGCGAUGGGGAUGAUAUGGCUUUAGCAACUCCUGAUAAUGACAGUGAUGAUAUGGAGCUUGAAACUCCUGAAGAACAAACUGUUGAAAAAGAGAAACAGCCUGAAGAAACUGAGGAAGAAACUGAAGAAGAAUCAAGGCUAGGAGAAGAUUGGUGGGAGCGUGCUCGUUCAUUGCUUCAGUCUAGGCAAGGAUUUGAAACUAUUGACCAGAGCAAGUCAAAAGAUGGUGUUAAAAAGAUCAGUGGGACCAGUAAUCUUCCAUUGCCAAGCACAGACUCUUCAAACAAAAAGAAUGAGAGCCGUCAACAUAGAUGGGAAAGCUCCAGAACGGAAUCUUCAAAGCAUAAGCGAGAAUCAUCCAGAUCAAUAUCUGCAGUAUAUGGCAGUGCAAACAGGAAAGCACACAGCAGUAUUCCUCCAGAGUAUGGCAAAGCUUUGAAGAAGCAAGACUCAGAUGAUGAUGAUGAUGAGAUUCCUCCAGAGUAUGGACAAGCAAACAGGCAUCAAAAUGUUGAUGACGAUGAUGAAGUGGAUAAUGAUGAUGUCCCUCCAGAGUAUGGCAAAGCUCUACGUCAGCAGUCCGAUUCAAAGUCUUCCUCCUGGAAGAAGGCACCUGUUUCUGUGCCUCAGGAUGUUCAGAGGAUACCUGUUUUAGGUGCUCCAUCUUACCCAGUGAUACCACACCAACCUAUCCCACCUCAUGGUGAUGACAUGGACAUCUCUGAUGGGGAACAAGAACAAGACAGGCCCAAGGACAAAGACCAUGCAUUUAGUGAUGACUGCAUGGACACAGACUCUGAUUGACAUGCAAAGAUCUCCUAUACAGUUGGUGUGAUGGCUGCUACCUGAUCACAAUGGUACUCACCUGUCAGUAUACGGAUCAAGAAUUAUCAUAGACAACGACCUGUAAACAUGAGAUCUCAUUAAAUGGUGUGUUUUUUUUAUAUGAAAGAGUUUCUACUGGAUUUAGCAGCUCUUGUUUUUUAAGUUGUUUAUUUACAAUGUAUUUCCUUGUGGUGAAGAUAGUAUUCAUUUGCUUCACAGACCUUUGAACAUUGGCUGGAAAUAAGUGAGCCGCUUUUGCAGCUACCCAUUUGGUAAUAGCAUGAAAAAGUUAUUCAUUGAUAUAUUCAUAACUUGAUACUCUCCAGAGAGUAUGAUUUUGUAGAAUCUGGAAAUGCUAUGUAGACAUCUGAUAAUUCAAGGAAUCAGACUUCUGAUGGUAAUUGGUAUUGACAAAUUAGUCCUGAACCUGUUGCAUAAAACUUGACCUUGAUUAGAACAUCCCAUCCUUUAAUCCUUUGAACCCUGAAUUAUUUGGGACGGUUGUGACCCUCGCCCUGAAUUAUUUGAAAAUAUUAAGCUUAUGAAGAAAUACAAUUAUUCUCAUGAUUCAAGCCCAGCUAUUCCAAACGGCACCUCAUUCCGCUGGUACCCUGCCUUGCCCGGCUGAUACUCUGUAGCUUCCCGUACUAACGAUAAUCUAAAAUUUUGUCUCAAAAUCACUGCUGACAGAAAUGAAAUUCACCAAUAGCUUACGCAUAGUCCAUAUAUGACUCGCUGUGUAUCAUCGCAUGAGCCUCCUUGGUAAUGGUUGGGUAGUAAAUUCUGUAAUUUUUUAUGCUAAAACCUUACAAAUAAAAACCAUUUAUCAAUGAAAAUAAAAACUGAAGUUAUCGACUGAAUAUCUCUAAGAUGACAUCAAUUUUAAAAGGUCACCUGAUAUCUAAAAACCCUUGCUUUUGAGUCAUAUGACUUGUAGCCGGUAUUCCGGCUUUUUCGGGUAUAUGCAUGUUUACGGUGAAGCCGGUAUUCUGGCUUAUCGGGUUCAAAGGGUUAUUAAUGAAUUGAUAACCAGAUCUUAUCAAGAGCUUAUUGAAAUUUACCAGUCUCACAAAUUGACUGUCAAUUGUAAGUUUUGGAAACUGAAUGGCCCAAAUUCACAAAGGUGGUUUUGAAAAUCCACGGUUGAGUCCAUGGUUUAUGCAGAUUUCCUGUAUAAAUUACCAUGGUUAGAUACGCUAUUUUAUUCAUGAGUCCACUGUUUGAAGAGUGGACUCAUGAAUAACAACAGUGGACUCAUGAAUAAAAUAGCGUGGAUAACCAUGGCAACAGGCGUCAAUUUGUCACACUGACAAAAGCAUGCAUCGGCAUUGGACAUUUUUUAUUCACUCGCUAAAUUAAGCGUAAUUUAUACAGGAAAUCUGCAUAAACCAUGGACUCAACCAUGGGUUUUCAAAACCACCUUUGUGAAUUCGGGCCAAAUUGUUGUCCAGUACAUUCCUGUGAUUUGAAUCUUAAUGUCUAUGUAUCGUAGCUGAAGAUUACUCCCAAUUCAAAUUAUAAGCAACUGGAAUUUUAUAUAUGUUGUCAAAUGUUCAACAAAAAUAUUAUUCAUUCUCAAUUUUUAACUGAUCAUCUUGAAAAUUAAGCCAGUUAUUCGUUUCUAUCAUUGAUUCAUUUUAAUUUAAAAAAAUGAAUGCAUGUGUACGUUAAUGUGUAAGAAAUUAACUUUUAUGAAUAUAUAUUAGAAAUGAAUGAAUGUUCAGUUUGUUGAAGUUUGGCAUAUUUUGGGAUUGUUUUCACAGAGGUGUUUUUUACUCUUAAAUCUAGUGUUCAAAUCCCACCAUUAUACAUUUUAAUAGAUAUGCCACACGGAUCUAAUUGUUCUCAGGCAAUAAGGCAUCAAUAUGGUUUUGAAGCAGCUUUCAGAUUAAAGUCUUCUAUGCCUUCCCUGAGCUAACACAUUUCUGUUUGCAUUAGCUUCCUAUACAAGCCCAUACUGCAAUCUUUUCAAUUGAAGUGUUUCUAAUUGUAAUUGUACAUGCAUUUUAAUGCAAAAUCUUCCAAUUAAUUUCUGUUAUUUCUAUAUGUUAUAGCUUGCCAAAUUUCUGUAUUGAUACAAGAAUUUAAAAAAAUAUGUUGAGCAGAUAUUAAUAUUCAUAAUGAAAAUAAUAAUAUUCCACUAGUACUUUGGAACCAUGUUCUUUAGUGCUUUAAAUCUUUGUUUCAAUUUAUGCACUGUCAAAGUAUCUGUAACUAAAAUCCAAUGGGUUGUAGUUUAUACAUGCAUAAAGUUCAUUUUUCCUUUCAUACUUUCGAAAUAAAGGCCUAGGAUAUUUUUUUUAUAUCCUACUUUAACAAGUUA
This is a messenger RNA of Lytechinus pictus (painted urchin), 5986 nucleotides long. RefSeq names its product hepatoma-derived growth factor-related protein 2-like. The transcript has 17 exons. The record is from RefSeq and is a predicted model, not a curated record. Lineage: Eukaryota; Metazoa; Echinodermata; Echinoidea; Temnopleuroida; Toxopneustidae. Bases 220 to 3642 code for a protein of 1140 amino acids.